AUGCCUCAGAUCGCUUUAUUUUCAGCAAGGAACCAUUUGUAUGGAUUGUUUCGUUACAACCUCACGAUGCUUGGCUUUGAAUCACUUCCAGAUCCCACGGAUACCUGGGAAAUUAUAGAGACCAUAGGUAAAGGCACCUAUGGCAAGGUCUACAAGGUAACUAACAAGAGAGAUGGGAGCCUGGCUGCAGUAAAAAUUCUGGAUCCAAUCAGUGAUAUGGAUGAAGAGAUCGAGGCAGAAUACAACAUUUUGCAGUUUCUUCCUAAUCAUCCCAACGUUGUAAAGUUUUAUGGGAUGUUUUACAAAGCAGAUGACUGUGUGGGAGGACAGCUGUGGCUGGUCCUAGAGCUGUGUAACGGGGGCUCAGUCACCGAGCUUGUCAAAGGUCUCCUCAGGUUUGGCCAGCGGUUGGACGAAGCAGUGAUCUCAUACAUCUUAUAUGGGGCUCUGUUGGGCCUUCAGCACUUGCACAAUAACCGAAUCAUCCACCGUGAUGUCAAGGGGAAUAACAUUCUUCUGACAACAGAAGGAGGAGUUAAGCUUGUUGACUUUGGUGUGUCAGCUCAACUCACCAGUACACGUCUACGGAGAAACACGUCUGUUGGCACCCCAUUCUGGAUGGCCCCCGAGGUUAUCGCUUGUGAGCAGCAGUAUGACUCUUCCUAUGACGCGCGUUGUGACGUCUGGUCCUUGGGGAUUACAGCCAUUGAACUGGGGGACGGAGACCCUCCCCUCUUUGACAUGCAUCCUGUGAAAACGCUCUUUAAGAUUCCAAGAAAUCCUCCACCUACUUUACUUCAUCCGGAAAAAUGGUGUGAGGAAUUCAACCACUUUAUUUCACAGUGUCUUAUUAAGGAUUUUGAAAAGCGGCCGCCCGUCACACAGCUCCUCGACCACCCGUUUAUUCAGGGAGUCCGCGGCAAGGUUUUGUUUCUGCAGAAGCAGCUGGCCAAGGUACUCCAAGACCAGAAGCAUCUAAACCCUGUUGUUAAAACCAGGUGUGAAAGGAUGCAUACUAGAAGACCCUAUCAUGUGCAAGAUGCUGAAAAAUACUGCCUUGAGGAUGACUUGGUCAAUCUAGAGGUUCUGGAUGAGGGUACAAUUAUUCGCCAGUUGCAGGAGCGUUAUGUGGACUUGCUGAUUUACACAUAUGUGGGAGACAUCCUAAUCGCCUUAAACCCCUUCCAGAAUCUAAGCAUCUACUCUCCGCAGUUUUCCAGACUUUAUCAUGGGGUGAAACGUGCCUCAAAUCCCCCGCACAUCUUUGCCUCAGCAGAUGCUGCUUACCAAUGCAUGGUUACUUUCAGCAAAGACCAGUGCAUUGUCAUCAGCGGAGAAAGUGGCGCUGGGAAGACAGAAAGUGCCCACCUGAUUGUUCAGCAUUUGACUUUCUUGGGAAAGGCCAAUAAUCAGACCUUGAAAGAGAAAAUUCUGCAAGUCAACUCCCUGGUGGAAGCCUUUGGAAAUGCAUGCACAGCCAUCAAUGACAAUUCCAGCCGUUUUGGAAAAUAUCUGGAAAUGAUGUUUACACCAACUGGAGCUGUGAUGGGGGCAAGAAUCUCUGAGUAUCUCCUUGAAAAGUCCAGAGUUGUAAAACAGGCAGUGGGAGAGAAAAAUUUUCAUAUCUUUUACUAUAUUUAUGCUGGUCUUUAUCACCAAAAGAAACUUUCUGAGUUCAGACUUCCUGAGGAAAAGCCUCCUAGGUACAUAGCUGAUGAGACUGGAAGGGUGAUGCAUGACAUAACUUCCAAGGAGUCUUACAGAAGACAAUUCGAAGCCAUUCAGCAUUGUUUCAGGAUUAUAGGCUUCACGGACAAGGAGGUGCACUCAGUGUAUAGGAUUUUGGCUGGGAUUUUGAAUAUUGGGAACAUUGAGUUUGCAGCUAUUUCUUCUCAACAUCAAACCGAUAAAAGUGAAGUGCCCAAUGCUGAAGCUUUAAAAAAUGCUGCCUCUGUUCUCUGCAUCCGCCCUGAAGAGCUGCAGGAGGCCCUCACUUCUCGUUGUGUGGUCACCCGAGGAGAGACCAUCAUCCGUGCCAACACUGUUGACAGGGCCGAGGAUGUCCGAGAUGCCAUGUCCAAAGCCCUGUAUGGGAGGCUCUUCAGCUGGAUUGUAAAUCGCAUCAAUACACUCCUGCAGCCAGACAAAAACAUAUGUAGUGCGGACGAUGGUAUGAAUGUGGGGAUACUGGAUAUUUUUGGAUUUGAGAACUUUCGGAGAAAUUCAUUUGAGCAGCUCUGCAUAAACAUCGCCAAUGAACAAAUCCAGUACUAUUUCAAUCAGCACGUUUUUGCUCUUGAGCAGAUGGAAUAUCAGAAUGAGGGCAUUGAUGCUACGCCUGUGGACUAUGAGGACAAUCGACCACUCUUGGAUAUGUUCCUCCAGAAACCCCUGGGACUACUGGCACUUCUAGAUGAGGAAAGUCGGUUUCCCCAAGCCACUGAUCAGACCCUGGUUGAUAAAUUUGAAGACAACCUACGCUGCAAAUACUUCUGGAGGCCCAAGGGAGUGGAGCUGUGCUUCGGCAUUCGGCACUAUGCGGGAAAGGUAUCAUAUGAUGCUUCUGGGUUUCUUGAGAAAAAUAGAGACACUCUCCCUGCCGACGUGGUUGUAGUCCUGAGAACGUCAGAAAACAGGCUUCUCCAGCGACUCUUCUCAAUCCCUUUAACCAAAACAGGUAACUUGGCCCAGACCAGAGCCAGGAUAACAGCAGCCUCAAAAUCUCUGCCUCCACAUUUCAGUACUGGGAGAGCCAAGGUGGACACUCUGGAGGUAAUACGGCAUCCAGAAGAAACCACCAACAUGAAGAGACAGACUGUGGCUUCUUACUACCGGUACUCUCUGAUGGAUCUGCUCUCCAGAAUGGUGGUUGGACAGCCCCACUUUGUGCGCUGCAUUAAACCCAACGAUGACCGGGAGGCCCUGAAGUUCUCUCAAGAGAAAGUGCUGGCCCAGCUCCGCUCCACAGGGAUCCUGGAGACAGUGCGCAUCCGCCAGCAGGGGUAUUCCCACCGCAUCCUCUUCGAAGAGUUUGUGAAAAGGUAUUAUUACUUGGCUUUCAGAGCACAUCAAACACCUGUUGCUAGCAAAGAGAGCUGUGUCGCUAUCUUGGAAAAGUCCAGAUUAGAUCACUGGGUGCUGGGAAAAACAAAGGUUUUUCUCAAAUAUUACCAUGUCGAGCAGUUAAAUUUGCUGUUGCAAGAAGUCAUAGGCAGAGUGGUUGUGCUGCAGGCCUAUGCCAAGGGGUGGCUUGGAGCCAGGAGGUACAAAAGAGUCAGAGAGAAGAGAGAGAAGGGGGCCACUGCCAUCCAGUCAGCCUGGAGAGGAUAUGAUGCUCGGAGGAAAUUUAAGAAAAUAAGCAACAGAAGGAGUGAGUCUGCUGUUCAUAUUCAAGCAGGGCACCCUUCAAACCAAAGCAGUGAUCCACACCUUGUUGUCACAAGGGGCACCAGGGGAACUACCCAGGUUCAAGACUGCAGUGAGCCUGGUGAGCACAAAGUUUUGAGGGGCUUUGUAGAUCGCAAAAGCAGUCCACAAGCUGAAUCCAACAAUGGCCAUGCAGAGACUUCAAGCAGCUCUCCUUCUGUUGCUGAGAAAAAUCGGCAUGCACAAGCCCAGAGUUCUCCAAAAGUGUAUGAUGUCUUCACAGGACAUCCAAAUAAGCACUCAGUGUCUGGGACUGAUUUGCUGUCUUCUCGGACAUGCCAUGCUGCUCCAGGUCGCCCAGGACUGAGUCCCUCGAGGGGAGCCCCUGCAACACCUGGUUCAGAAAAUGGUCUUGCACAGAAGCAGCGAACACCUCGCCGAAGAUGUCAGCAGCCCAAAAUGUUGAGUAGCCCCGAGGACACCAUGUACUAUAACCAGUUAAAUGGAACUCUAGAAUAUCAAGGGAGCAAGAGGAAGCCAAGAAAACUUGGCCAAGUCAAAGUGCUUGAUGGUGAAGAUGAAUACUACAAAUCUCUGUCACCUGUGGACUCGAUCCCAGAGGAAGACAACCCCGCCCCCCCUUUCUUUUUUCCCUCAUCCUCAGAAGGAGCACCCUCUGCUCGGCACUGA
This is a messenger RNA of Miniopterus natalensis, 4056 nucleotides long. It is a transcript of the gene MYO3B, whose product is annotated as myosin IIIB. Gene Ontology annotation, cellular component: stereocilium tip; filopodium tip; photoreceptor inner segment. Lineage: Eukaryota; Metazoa; Chordata; Mammalia; Chiroptera; Miniopteridae. Gene Ontology annotation, biological process: sensory perception of sound; peptidyl-serine phosphorylation; regulation of actin filament length. Gene Ontology annotation, molecular function: microfilament motor activity; protein serine/threonine kinase activity; ATP binding. The record is from RefSeq and is a predicted model, not a curated record.